AUGCUUAGUCGUAACGCCGUACUUACUCGAAAAAUUUACACUCUUCGUCAUUUCCUGCCAAUUGGCUUCAAUACACGCUACACACUCCAUGAAUUCGCCCCAAAGCAAGAAGAGGCUGACACAGAAGAGCUAGAGAUCAUGAAAUCAGAUAGACCGAUUUUUAAAGGGAUUGAAAGAGCUGUGCCAGCAUCCAGUAUUUCACGAGCUUUUAAUUUUGCCAAACUAGGAGGCUCGCUGAUAGGAGGGACGAUAUCCCAGGCGUAUAAAUCUGGCUUUUCUGGGUCACUGAAGCAGCAUGCCCUUUCAGAAAAAAACAUUGAGAUUUUGACUGAAGGGAUGUUAAAAAUGAGAGGGGCUGCUUUAAAAUUAGGGCAAUUUGUUAGCUUCCAAGACACACAAAAACUGCCUCCUACUCUUCUUAGAGCUAUGGAAAGAACCCGCAGAGAAGCUUAUAUUAUGCCGUCAGCACAGCUAGAACGUGUAUUAAAUAAGGAAAUUGGGGAAAACUGGAGAUCGAAAUUUGACGAGUUUAAUAUGGAACCGUUCGCAGCUGCCUCUAUUGGACAGGUUCACACAGGGGUUUAUAAAGGUAAAAAAGUAGCUAUAAAAGUACAGUAUCCAGGAGUUGAUACCAGCAUCAACAGUGACUUAAAUAACUUACACAUGCUCUUUACAUGGACAAAUAUUCUUCCAAAAGGAUUGUAUUUUGACGCAUUAGUAGACCACACACGAGAAGACUUAAUUAAUGAGUGCAAUUAUUCAUUGGAAGCUGAACACCAGCUAAAGUUUAAAGGACUGACUAAGAAUAUAAAAGGGGUCUAUGUACCUGACGUUUUCGAAGAAGUCUCCACAAAGCACAUUCUUGUGUCAGAAUACGUAGACAGCCUUGUAUUUGAAGAUUUCUCACGACAAGCCAGCCAAAAAAGAAGAGACUCCAUUGGGACAAGAAUUAUGGAAGUCACACUCAGGGAAAUUUUCGAUUGGAAAUACAUGCAAACUGACCCUAACCCUGCAAAUUUCCAAUAUGACCCUGAAGAUGAUGAUAAAUAAAAUAUGGCGUCUUCGUCUGGGCAUGGCCUCCGGCCAUGCAUACUCGACUUAUAUUUUAUUUAUAUCCGGCAAGGUUUUACCAAUCCAGAAAUGGACGGCAAUGCUAGGUAAGCAAUUCUGGUAAUGCACAGAGCCUAGCCCUUAGUCUAAUUUCAAGAUUGGGUUUUACCUCAAGGGAAAGGAGGGUUUGGAUUUGGAAAGGGCAAGCCCAGCAAAGUCUGCAGGUAAUCCCCAGACCAAUCGGGCAACUGCCUAGCGUGAAACCGGGCGUUACGUCCCGGGAUUCAGAUUUUCCUUUUUGCCGAAAGGUCGAACAGAAAUUCCAUUUUUUGGGAUUUUUGUAUGGCCAACCUUGUUACACAUGCAGCAGCCGCAGAAGUCCAUAGUCCGCCCACUCAACACUGGGCCGAAAAGGGAGGAGGAGACGUCCAAGCAGAGUCUCACUUCAGAAGUGCCAUGGCAUCAGGCGCUGAAGAAGAAGAAAGGUAGUGUCAGAGCUGAACACUUGCCCAGCGAAUCAUUGCCCCAAUUCGAGCAAGGCGAAGCUGAAGACGGCGCAAAGCGGAUGAAACUGCCCGUACGGGAGAGUCCUUGGUGACUGCGUAACCGAUAUGGCAGACGCCUACCUAUAAGUUUAAGUUUAAGACCCUGUAGAUGAUGAAUUAGACUUACUUGACUUUGGAGCCACAAGGACUUAUUCUGACCAAUUUGUGGAGAAAUAUAAGCAUGUUGUCGUUUCUGGGGUCAAAAAAGACAGGGAAGGAGUUUUGCAUUGGUCAAAUGAGAUUGGGUAUUUCAAAAAUGAUGAGGCUGCGGAACUAUAUGAUGCUCAUGUUAAUGCCUGCUUUGCUGUUGGAGAGCCUUUUUCUACACCUGGGCUUUAUGAUUUUGGAAAUCAAGGGAUAACCCCACAAGUUUAUAAGCAAAUGCCUACAAUGAUGCAGCAUAGAAAAUGCCCUCCACCUCCUGAGACGUACACACUUCAUAGGAAAUUGUCAGGGGUUUAUCUUCUAUGUAUGAAACUUCGUGCAAAAGUCCCAGCACAUGAUUUAUUCAAUAAAAUAGUCCUUAAGCUUUAG
Blepharisma stoltei is the source of this 2129-nucleotide messenger RNA. NCBI's taxonomy places the organism in Eukaryota, Ciliophora, Heterotrichea, Heterotrichida, Blepharismidae. The record is from the annotation of a GenBank genome assembly.